CCAACAAGAAGAAAUGAUUUCUUAGUUUAUUUGUGAUAAAUACACCGCCCAAACAGAAAGAGGUCACUCACACAAACACCUUGAGCUCUCUCUACCAUACAAACAAAAGAAGCCAAAAUCUCCAGCGGAGAGAUUAUGGCGGGACAGUCGCGAAAAUGGAUGAUUCUGGUGGCGACGAUUUGGAUUCAGGCUUUCACCGGGACCAACUUCGAUUUCUCGGCUUACUCUUCAGAUUUGAAGUCGGUCUUGGAGAUUUCGCAGGUGCAGCUUAACUACCUCGCCGUGGCUUCCGAUCUUGGGAAGGUGUUCGGGUGGUCUUCGGGGCUUGCGCUGAUGUACUUCCCGCUUUGGACGGUGCUCUUCGCGGCGGCGUCUAUGGGAUUCGUCGGUUAUGGAGUACAGUGGCUCGUCAUCACUAACUUCAUCUCUUUGCCUUAUAUGAUGGUGUUUCUCUGUUGCCUACUUGCUGGUCUAAGUAUCUGUUGGUUCAAUACAGUCUGUUUUGUGCUAUGCAUCAGCAACUUCCCUGCCAACCGAGCACUUGCUCUUUCCCUCACAGUAAGCUUCAACGGUGUAAGCGCUGCUUUGUACACUCUUGCUUACAACGCAAUCAACCCAACCUCUCCAGAGCUGUACCUUCUCUUAAACGCUCUCAUACCUCUCGUCGUUUCCUUCACUGCAAUCAUCCCGAUCCUUCGCCAACCGCCUUUCGAGCCUCUUCCACCAGAUGGAGUUCGCCGUGACUCUCUCAUGUUUCUACUGCUCAACAUUCUCGCCGCUCUAAACGGUGUUUACCUCCUUCUAUUUGAGUCAAACUCCUCUGAUAUAACCUCUGCUCGUCUCCUCUUUGGUGGAGCAAUCAUUCUCUUGUUCCUCCCUUUAUGUAUCCCCGGUUUGGUCAUCGCCCGUAACUGGUAUGAUCGCACCAUCCACACGAGCUUCCGCCUAGAAGGUUCCGGUUUCAUUCUUGUUGAUCCUGAUGAGCUUGAGUUGCAUAAAGGGAUGCUUGCACAUGAAGCCAAUAGAGAGAGCUACCAGUUGCUAAACGACGACGUUGUGCAAAACCUUGUUAUUAAGACUACACCUCCAGAGGAAGGUGACACUGAUGAGUCUUGUUGCAAGAAGCUUAUCACAAGAGGCCAGCUUGAGAUAUUGGGAACUGAACAUUCUUUGUCGCAGCUCUUACGCAGAGCUGACUUCUGGUUCUACUAUAUUGCGUAUUUCUGCGGUGGAACUAUCGGUCUUGUGUACAGCAACAACCUCGGACAGAUUGCUCAGUCUUUAGGACAAAGCUCAAAGACCACAACUCUUGUCACACUUUAUUCUUCUUUCUCAUUCUUUGGAAGAUUACUCUCUGCAACACCAGACUAUAUCCGAGCGAAGGUUUAUUUUGCAAGAACCGGGUGGUUAGCUAUCGCGCUUUUACCAACACCAAUAGCUCUUUUCUUACUCGCAUCAUCAGGAACCGCGUCAGCAUUACAAGCGGGAACAGCACUGAUAGGUCUAAGCUCCGGGUUCAUAUUCGCAGCAGCGGUUUCCAUCACAUCAGAGCUUUUUGGACCGAACAGUGUUGGCGUUAACCACAACAUCUUGAUCACAAACAUACCGAUAGGAUCGUUGAUCUAUGGAUUCUUGGCUGCAUUGGUCUAUGACUCGCAUGGUUUGACUGGGAUCAGAUCGAUGAAAGAUUCCGUCGUGUGUAUGGGACGGGGUUGCUAUUACUUGACCUUCGUGUGGUGGGGAUGCUUGUCGGUUCUUGGACUUGCUUCGAGUCUUGUGUUGUAUAUUAGGACCAGAAGAGCUUAUCAACGGUUUGAACAAGCUCGGAUAAGUUCAAGCAUUGAUUCAUAGAUACUUGCCUCAGUCCCCAACGCUUGUGUAUAUCAGUAAUUGUAGGACAUACAUUAUACAGACGUAUUAAUGGAUGGACUGUUAUGGAUUUUGGCUGAUAA
This is a messenger RNA of Raphanus sativus (radish), 1952 nucleotides long. Its product is annotated as protein NUCLEAR FUSION DEFECTIVE 4. The transcript is spliced from 3 exons. Lineage: Eukaryota; Viridiplantae; Streptophyta; Magnoliopsida; Brassicales; Brassicaceae. Gene Ontology annotation, cellular component: membrane. The record is from RefSeq and is a predicted model, not a curated record. Bases 136 to 1851 code for a protein of 571 amino acids.